Molecule: messenger RNA, 255 nt
Organism: Durusdinium trenchii
Lineage: Eukaryota; Dinophyceae; Suessiales; Symbiodiniaceae
Source: the annotation of a GenBank genome assembly
AUGACUCGGCUUGCUGUAGCAGCUGGUGUGGCGACGGUGGCUGCGUUUGCAGCCGGAGCGGCCUUUGUUGUUGCACCAACUCGGGCUCCAACACCCACCACAAGGCCACUUGCUUCCGGAGUGAGUGGAUCUGCUGCUACGCAGUCUGCCAGCUGGGGCUUGGCUGCUGCAGGCCUUGCACUGGGUGCCCAUGUGGGCCUUGCCGCAGCUUGGCGCGCGAGAGCGUCGACUGCAGCCCGAGCAGAGGGCGGAGCA